Messenger RNA from Zonotrichia albicollis (white-throated sparrow), 9646 nucleotides. Lineage: Eukaryota; Metazoa; Chordata; Aves; Passeriformes; Passerellidae. The record is from RefSeq and is a predicted model, not a curated record.
GGAGUGGAGGAGGUUCCUUUGAAAAAUGGCUCUGCUCUGCGAAGAGGCAAUGCAGUAGAUGUGCUGCUUAGUCAUGGCAUCAGAACUGUGUAAAACAAUCUCUGAGGCAAAGCUGGAGAGGCACAAGAACUUGUUCUUGAAUUACAGAAAUCUCCAUCACUUCCCUCUGGAGUUACUGAAAGAUGAGGGGCUGCAGUACCUGGAGAGACUUUACAUGAAAAGAAAUUCCCUGACCACAUUGCCAGAAAACCUUGCACAGAAGCUCCCAAACCUCGUGGAAUUGUACCUUCAUUCAAAUAACAUAGUUGUUGUACCUGAAGCCAUUGGCUCCCUGGUUAAGCUGCAGUUUCUGGACCUGAGUGACAAUGCCCUGGAGAUCGUGUGCCCGGAGAUCGGCCGCCUGCGCUCCCUGCGGCACCUGCGCCUGGCAAACAACCAGCUGAAGUAUUUACCUGCAGAGGUCGGAGACCUGCGGGAGCUGCAGACCUUGGACAUCUCCACCAACCGCCUGAUGACGUUACCCGAGAGGCUGCACAUGUGCCUUUCCCUGCAGUACCUGACUGCAGACAGGAACCACCUGUGGUCUGUGCCCCGCCACCUGUGCCAGCUGCCCAGCCUCAACGAGCUCUCCAUGGCUGGCAACCGCCUGGCCUUCCUGCCCCUCGAUUUAGGUCGUUCUCGAGAGCUCCAGUAUGUUUAUGUGGAUAACAACAUUCACCUGAAAGGCCUCCCAUCUUAUCUGUAUAAUAAAGUCAUUGGUUGCAGUGGUUGUGGUUCUCCAAUUCAAGUUUCAGAGGUGAAACUGCUCUCUUUUUCAUCAGGCCAGUUAACUGUGUUCCUGCCAGCAGAGGUGAAAUCUAUAGGGACAGAAACAGAUCAUGUCCUGCCUUUGCAAGAACUGGCCAUGAGGACCCUCUAUAACACCUACUACAGGUUUUUGAAAGAUUUAAACUUUCUGACUCCAAUCUCACUACCCAAAAGCCUCUUGGAAUUGCUGCACUGUCCCUUGGGACACUGCCACCGCUGCAGCCAGCCUAUGUUUACCAUUGUCUACCCAAAGCUCUUUCCCUUGAGGGAAACUCCAAUGGCAGGAUUGCAUCAAGGGAGGACAACUGUUAGUUUUGUGGCAUACUGCUGCUCCACCCAGUGUCUGCAGACUUUUGACCUACUGAGUUGAUAAACAUUUCAACCUCCUCAGGAGUGGUGCCAGUGUAAAGCUGCGUUCGAUGCCGUGUCCCUGUGGUACUGGAAUACCGUGUGUGCUUGUGCCAAAGCAGCAGAAGUGCCCAGUCAGGAACACUCUGAGGCACUUAAAUCCUGCCCUAUCAAAUCUGGAUGAACUGCAGGAACUUUUCAGAAGUGUAAAUACCGAGCUUUUAAAAGUAUUAAUUUCUUUCUCCUCCAAGGCAGCACACAAACCAAACACAUUCACAGGCUCUGACUUCAGGAUUUCCAGUAUUUUUCAAAUGUGCCUGAUUUCAGGUUGACCCAUUGCAUCAUUUGAGGCAGUUGCAUUCCUCUAACUGGAAAAAGAAAAGUUCAGUUAUGGCAAACAAAUUUUGACUUAUUCAUCCCUAUCCUCUUCCCCUGUACAGCUGCAAUCAGGUGUAUUGAUGUAAGCCUGCAGAAGCCUUUGAUGGAUCCCAGUGACUUUUCCAUAGAAUUCAGCCUUACUUUCUCUCUCUCAUCUUAAUGUUUACUGCAGCAGAGUUAUCCCAGUUGUAUACCAAGUCUUUGACAGUUCUCUGUGGUAUUUAAAUCCACAUGCUAAAAGCAGAUCUUUCUUUCUAGUAUCAUUAAAUACCACAGUUAUUUAAUGGGAGUAACUAGGAUAUGUCUGGAGACUGAAGAUCCUGUUUCAGUGAAGGCUGGUACUGAUGCCUACACUAAGGACUCUUGCUCCAGCAUGUUUGAGGGUGUGUUGUCUUUAUUUUCAUUGCUUUAUUUUUAGAAAUAGUUCUCCUUUUGUUCCAUGGAAUUCUUCAGGAAGAAGACAACUUUAAGUAUCAAUUUCCCUUGGAAAAAAUCCAACUAGUAAUAUGAUAGUAAACCUUUAUAUUUAUUGUAUUUUUACAGUUGCAGGCUAUAGAUCUGCAAAGAGCUGGUCUUGAUCUUUUCCUAGAUUCAGCAUUUGGCUGAUUUGUCCAAGUGUGUCAGUGGAUUGUGUGCCUUGGAGAAGGCUGGAAGUCCAGGAGCAGGUGUGUAUCUCCAUGCACAGGUAUAUUUGCACACAUGGAUACCUGCACAGAAGGGCUGGGACAUUUGUUUUUAUACAUUAACGGCAGAUUUGGUGCAAAUUGCCACUCACUAUCAUAUUUGUGGGAAUCUCUUUUUGUUACAUCUUGUUUAUUUUAAAUAAAGAAUGAAGGAUGGAAAAAAGGCCCAAAAUGCCUACAUGACUAAACAUUUUGAUUUUAUACUAAAACAGUUUAUACAUGAUCGGCCCCUUUUGAUUUGUUUUUGAAUAUAUAAUAUUUUUAAAAUAUAAUUUGUUCUUCUUUUUUUUACUUUCUAUUUCUUAGGUAUAAACCACUUGUUGAUUUAGCACAGUGUGCUGCUUUGUGCAGUAGGUAGUUACAAGCUGAAAUAGAUAUGAAUGAAACAGUUUGUUAUAAAAAUGGCAAGAUAAAGAGACUUAUUUGGUAGUGUAUUAGCAUAUGUUGUGGUGAGGUGUGCGUACUUUGAAGGCAGGAGGCAUUAAAAUGUUUUCCUGUUGCCAAAGAAGCAUUUGUUCCCUCUGCAGGCUUCCUGGCAUCUCUUCAAUAAAUAGAGUAUCUUAAGAGCUUAAAAGAGUACCAAAAAGGCAGUUUUGAGGGUGGAAUUUUUAGGUUGUGCAUGUAACUUGUAAAAAUCUUUCCUGGUUUUAUUGGGUUGGUUUUAGAGAGUUGAAGUAGCAUUAAGAAAUGUAGAACUUAAUCAUUCAGGAAUGCAAGUAUCAUCUACUGCUUAAGAAUUGUGAAACUUUCUAAAAUAAAUCCAUUUAUUGAAUCUGCUUUGCAGUAGGGGAAAGAGCCAUCUCCAAGCAGCCUUGGUGCUUUUGGAUUUCUGUCUGUGUCGUUUCCCAGGUUUGUUUCCAUGCUGGAAUCCCAGCAGGCCCAGCCACCCCACAGGGUUCACUGCUGAGGCAGCAAAAUCCACCUUCAGCUUUAUCCUUUUCCUUCAGUACCUCAGAGCUGAGAUGUAACCUGCCUGUGUACAAUUAUAUCUGUAUCAGAAAUGUGCAAGUGUAGGACAGAAUCCACUUUUGUAAAAACAGAUGCUAAAAGCUAUGGUAGUGUUACAGAUGUUAAUUUUUAUACAAUACUCUGAUCGGGAUUUUUCAGUAUUAAUUUUUACUGUGGCUUCCUCUGUCUUUGAAGGAGAUGUUUUCUUGGAAGUUUUUGUCCUCUUUUUAUAGCAAGUUGUAGACUUGAAAUCACAGUUUAUAUCUGAAUUCAGUCUGUAAAUACUAUUUUGGAGUUAAAUCUGGCUGUGAUCACCUAAAAGACAUCAGCAUUUGUUUUAUUAGGAGUCAAGAAGAGUGAAGCUUGAUUUUAUUAUUAUAACUAUUUAUUUUUUUUUCUUCUUCCCAUAAUCUAAUUAUUUCUUAUUGAGUCUGCAUCAGUCUCUUUAUUAUUGUCUCCAAGUGCAGUUCAGAAGAAACUUAGCCUGUUCUAUAAGCAGGAUGAAUCUUAACUAACACUUUAAUAGAUGAUAUUUCAAGAAUGGAAUGUUCAAUAAAUAAAUGACUUAAACAUGCAAUUGAAGCUGAAAUGUCAUACCCUAUUUUUAUAAAACAAAGAAGGGGAAAGCCAAUAUAUAGACUGAGAAUGCAGCUUAAGUUCAUGUUUGAUGUUUUGGGGUUUUUUUGUAUGAACAGUGUUUGUAUUCAUCUGUAUCUUUGGGUGAUAUUCUUCUAGAUUAAAAUAACUCCAUUCUCACUUGUCCAAAUUUUUCUAAAGUUGUUCUGCUGUAAGAGUAUUUCAUAACCAGCAAGCAUGAGAGCCAGCUAUGCAAAUUGCAGAGAGGGAUUUUGUUGCUGAUUGAACUGUGCAUCACUGGUUUUUCAAGAUGCCCCAGUGCUUGGACUUCUCUGUAGUUGGUUUGUUUCUGGGUAAUUUUUGAUUUCUUGCUCUGGUUUGUCAGGUUAGCUCCUACCUAGGUAAUUUUUUCUGUGUACUGCAAAACAUCAGGUGCCAGAUGUUGAAAACAAUUGCCAUCUAAAAAGGUUUUUUGUUAACAGUAGAUCUUAAUUCUUCACUUAGGGUGGAAGCAGGAAAAGUUUUUUGAUUUCUUUUUUCUCAAGGCAUUACAAAGAGAAAGGUGCAGGAGAGGGAUGAGAUAAAAUAAGUCUUUAACCCAUUGAUACUGCUAUAAAAUUUUUCUAAGUAAAGAUUAACUGCAAUUAUAAUUAGGGAUCACAGCCAUAACUUUUGUUUAAGUUGUGAUAGUAAGCACCAUGUUAAUAAAAUUCCAACCCUAUAUAGAGGUAGCUUUUGGUUCUGCCAUGAAGGAAAUGGAGGAAUCUCUGGCUUUGUUUAAAAAUCCUUUUGAGGGCUUUUGCCAUGGACACUGUUACAUUCAGAGCACAUUUCCUGGGAACCUUCCUCAUCAUCUCUCAGAGGAUCAGAAAUGCCCUUUCCUGUGCAAAGAGCAAGGUCUAAUAUAAAGAAAUGUGUAUUUUUCUGUUUUGAUGCUUCUCCUGGGCUCUUACCACGGUUCAUUACAAACCUUCUAUUUACUUGGUUGUGGUGAGGUUGAGAUGUUGCUCUGAGCAGAGCAGUGCUGUUUAUUGCCAAGUUGGCUUCAAUUCCUGCAGAUUGAAUUCUGCUGAAUCCCUUUUUCUGGCAUUGAGGGGAGCACAGGACUGUUCUAACACCCGUGUGGGAGCAGCGUGUCAGGUUCUACUGCCAGCCCAGCCCAGCUGAAGCCUGCAGUGACAAACCUGUCACUAGAGAGGACAACUGGCUUUUCAGGGCCACUUUGGCCCACCACAAUACCACUGAUAACAGAAGAAUUUUUGCCCUGAUGUCAGUGGAUGAUGGGUCAAGUUCUAGUUGAUGAGAGGGAGGAAUGUGUGUUGCCAUCUUUGUAUUUCUUGCAAAAACUGGGACGACACCAGAAUCCAUGGCUGCUGCUCUGUCUGCAGCUGCACUUCCAUAAUUCCAAGAUGUGACUAUCUUUGCCUCUUACCUCCCUCUUAAUACUACUCAUGUUGUUGCAAAAUGUUAUGGUUAACUUGUGAUAGAAGAGGCUGAAUAAAUUGAAUCCAGAGUUUUUAUUACUUUUUUGUAUUACAGAUCUAUUUUGUAGGAGACCGAAGGUCUGGUGGAAAGAAAUGGCAAUGUUCAUGUGAAGUCUUCAUUGCUUUUGCUUUUAUGUGCCCUUUUUUGGAUUAUAACUUGAACUCUGUUUGCAACUGAGUUCAUUCUGUGUCUGUGGAAAGCACAUGUGCAUUGCUUUCUUGCUCUGUAUUAACCAAAUGUCACUUAGUGUGAAGGUGAGCUUGCUAGAUGGUUUAUUUAAAGUUAGUGGUGCGAAUUAUUGUAUGUGCUUGUUAAUAAACUAUAUUUUUGGAUAGAAUUACCAUUCAUUAAAAUUAACUAAAUUCUUGCUCCUGGGACUAUUAAGCUAUGUUAGAAUGUAGCAUUUAAUUUACAUUUCAGUUCAUUUGCAUGGUAAUUAGCUAAUAAGUCUCUUGUCCCAAGGCUGAAGAGGUGGGGUGAAGACACUUAAAACACUCCCAAGCCCAAAACACCACUUCAAUUCAUUUAAUCCCUUUGUCUCAGACAAUGUAGUUCAUCAGAUCUUGCAUAAUAGGAACAAAACCCAUAUGGAAAUGUUACUUCAGACCCUUCCACGGAUUGAUCAAAAGGAAAAUAAGUUUCUGUAGGGCUGUACUGCCACCCUGACAGUCCAGAGAUGAGGCUGUGGUUCAUGGAUUCCUUAGUAAGCAGCAUUCAGCAGCUUUUUUUCCUCAUUUAACAGAUAUCAUGGGAACAAGGCUGCCAAAAAUAAGUAGAAAUUAAGCAUCUGUUUUUCCAGUUGUUUCACUCCUUGCUAUGCAGCAUUUUGCUUCAGUCAAAGCUGCUGCUCUCCAUGUUGUGAUGAGUUCUUUGAGCUGGAUGCUGCCUGGAUUUCUGUGAGUGUGUUGGGUGAAUACUCAAUAUCUGUUCUCCAUUGAGACCUGUGGUGGCCAAGGUCACUCAGAUCAGUUGGAAACCUUGCAGUUUCAGGUGCUGUCCAGACUUCCCUGAAGCCUGUUUGGUCGUUAGUUUACAAUUAUUUGCCUUUUUUGUAUUUUACAAAUGACAAGGUAACUUUUCCUGCCCUUGCAAUGGAGGUAACCUCUGUUUGCCUGGCAGCAGGAGGAGGAUGUGAGUCCCUUAAUAAAUGGGAGAACAACCCUUAACCUAUAACUUUUACCAGCCACUGAUGUGUCCCUUAUGAAUUAGAAAGAAAGAAAGGGGAGAGCUUAACAUCCUUUUCCUUUGCAAUUAAAAGUACUUGGCAUAAAUGCAAGCUAAGUGGAAACUUCAGUGAGUGAAUAAUGCUAUUGUAUGCAGGAAAUGAGAGGAGCUGAGAUCUCACUUGGAAAGGCACUGGAUGUUUUGUGACUUCUAAGCCAAGAUUUAGGGCUGUUCUGUGUGGUGACAUUUUGAAAACUUGAAUGCCAGGUUGAACCCACUGUAUCUGUGUCCCCCAACUUCAGCAACAAUUUAAUGUUGCAGUAGAACCCUCUCUGUCCUGCACUGAAGAACCCCACCAAUCGUCCCUCUAGCUGGCUCAGGACUAUCAGAUUUCUGUCUGCUGCUUCAGCAAGAAAGAAAGCAGGAGUUGACCAUAUGCUUUUUUUAUCUUUUCACAUUUUAAAUAAUAAACCCCUCACGUCAGGCUCUUUCAGCACCCAUUGUGCCCUUCAGGCACCUCCUGCUCCCAAAGACCUUGACACAUCUGUGAGAGAUCUUGAGUCUCAAGAACAGUUCUGUUGUUGGAGGUGCUGAAGUGAUUUGCCUUUCUGAUGAUGCCUUCCAAGUGGCAAUCAAGGGCUAAUUUCUCAAGUACCCUGAUGCUCUUUUGUAUGUUCAUGAGGAAUGUAAAUAUUGACUGGCUCUUUCUGCCAGAGAGAGCUGCCACUCGUGGAGCCCUGUCCUGGUGCUAAAUAUGACCACAGCCACGUGCUGAGGACUGGCCAUGAAAUCACAGAGUGUGCUGAGCUGGGAGGGACCCAUAGCAUCAUCCAAAUCCUGGCCCUGCCACAGGACACCCCAAGGUGUUCUGCUGUCAUUUGCUGUGAACCUCACCAAGUUAUUAGGAGGGUUAAUCUUUUUUCUCAAGAUCAGUUGAGAAAGCUCUCUUGUAAUGAAAAAUGCAAUACUGUGUUUGUUUAUUGAUCAGCACUAUGAAUGUUCUCUAAGUGCACUAUUAUAACAGCAAAUCAAGCUAUUUGAUUAAGAAAGCAAAAAAAUGCAUUGUUAAAUCCCAUUUUGGUGCACAUAGGGUCCACUGGGAACACUAACAUUUUGUUUAGGAAUGAGAAAGAGAGCUCAUAAUUCAUCACAAAAUGCAGGUACGGUCUAAAGAUGCUGACGGCAUUGCCCAGAUCUUGUGAAAAAAUAAAUUUAAGAAGACGACCAGUGUUCCUUCUAGGGGUAAAUAUCAACUAAUUGUAUCAAAUAUGCCCCAUUUUGGUUUUUUUUGUGUUUUGAAUUCCUAAAAUUUGGCACUUGUAGCUAUCAUUUAAAUCUUACUAGGUUUCCUGUGUACUACAGAGGUCUAACCAUUGACUUUUAUUGUUCAAGCCAUUAGAAGAAUCAAGCUGAAUAUUGUUGGGUCAGUUUGUGAUAACUGUGAUUGCUUUGCUGGCGCUGAAGUUCCAAAGCAGUCUGAGCAUGGCCUUGAAUUUGGCUGCCUUUGAUUUUGCUGUGUCUCUGUUGGCUCUCCAGUUUCAUUUUGCAAAAAGCUGAAUCAAUGGAGAUGAUACAUGAAGAGAAGAAUUACCAAGAGAAACAGCUUUAACUUUCUUCAGAAAGCCUGGCUUGGAAUAGGGCUGGCAAGGUCUCCUAUAUGAAUUCCAGGUAAAUGCUCCUUUUAAAGCAGGAUAAAAAACAGUGGGUUGUAGGCAGUAGAGAACCCCGUGUCUAAAAGUACCAAGAUUAAUUAUUCUCUAUAUUCACACCUUGCUGUUCUAUAUCUUUGUUUCUAUAAAAACUGAGUAACUGCCCAAUAGGGAGUUUAGUUGUAUCUUACAUCUUUGUAGAAUUAAGAUUGAUUUUAUACUUCUGACACACUCAUUACUCUUCACAGUGUAAUGCCUCUUCUGUUUCUCUGCCUGUAUAGUUGUAAAUAAUAGCCCUUGUUUCCUCCCUCAGUCCUCACCCCUGACCAGAAAAUGUUGUUCUGCUUUCUGGUUGGAAAACAGACCCUGUUAUGACCAAUAUUGGAGCAGUUUGUUACCUGCACAGUGACACAGGUUUGUGCUCCACCAGAGACACCACCUAAUCGCAUUUCUGCACAAUGACCUGGAUCACAAAUACAUGUUCUGUUCUGGCUGCAGAUGAACUGAGGGAUAUCUAACUUGAAUUAAUGAAUUAAUGUAUAUUAAAUCAGUAUUUUGUAUCAGGUUUUUAGAUCUAGCAGUAUCUAAUCCUGGCCCUUAAGCCUCCAUGAUGAAACGUGGGGGCUCGAAUUUCUCCAGUAGCUCGGUCUAGACUGUAGCCAAACUUCUGUCUGAUCCCUAUAAAGAUACUUUGGAGAAGGUUUGAAUUGAAAACCUCUAUUUAAUUAUCUCCUUUUUCCCUCCUCCCUCCAGGAGGCUCAGAUGGUGCAGGAACUGAUACCUGCUAGCUAGAAAUGUCUUUCCAGGUCAGUGUUGUGCCUGCUGUGCUCCCGCCGCGCCGGUGUCGCGCUGGCUGCCCGCCCUGCCCAGCUCCUGCUCGCUGGCCCCGAGCUGCCAAGAUGGAAAAUAUUGAUUCCAGUCCAUCUCAUUGAAGUAUUAUCAUGAGGUGUUCACAGACAUGCUGGGACUGGUCUUUUACUUACAGGAACAUUUAUCCAGGGGGAUCUGGUGUGUUAUGUAGCAAGGAACUGCAAGAGGCAGAAUGAAUUUACUGUUUUCACUUACAGUCAGUAGCCUGAGACCUUACUGUGGCUUUAGCUAUUCUUGAUUAAUUUCAUAUGUGGAUGCUCCUAUUCCAGAAUAAAAGUGCCUUGUUACGAAAGAAUUUAAUUCCUUUAAUUUCAUUUGGGAAUAAACAUAUCCACACACCUGGUAUUUAAAUCUGAGAGAACUAUUUCUUUAUAAAUUUACACCCUGUUCUGUUUUGGAUCAGACCUUGUGUGUAGCUAAAUCCUUCUAUUUAUUUAACAAGAUCUGAUUUAUUGCUCAAAAUUCUUUCUUUUGGGAAGUACCUGGUUGGAAAAUAAAAAUUCUACUUGCAAGGAUAAGACUGGGUGGAGAGGGGGCAAAUGAAAAAUUGUGAAAACAACUGGUUUGGAAGCACUGCAUUGGAAAACAUUGUUACAUGUCAGGUCUUAUUCUGCUGUUUUAUUCUGAAACAUCUGGCUUUUGACACUUAAAAAAAACCUAUUUUGAUGUUUUUCAAAUUGAGAAAUACAGCUUUGAAACAUGGCAUGGAAUAUUUAUGUUUCCUGCCAUGAAAAUGUC